AUGGUGGCAUCGACUAUGUUCGUGGUUUCUCCGAUCAAUAAAGCAGCGGCGCGUUCGGCGAUCUUGGUCUUCAACUGUGGAGGUCGCACCUCCACCGGAAACGACCACAGCGACUAUCGUUCCCGGUUCACCUGUCGGUCUUCGGUAUCUCCACCCAUGGCAGACGUCGUUGGCGGUCUUGAGGGGGAAGGCAAUCACCUUCAAAUUAGAGUGGUGGCUGGACAGAGAGGGUCGACGGAAGCAGCAUUCGGAGGUGGCGAUGGUUCACAGCAGUGGCAGCAACGAGGCGGUGGUCGGUGUCGGGUGGCUAGCGAUAGCAGCUCUGCUGCCUCAUUCCCUUUGCGUCUGGCAGCACACGACGAGGAAUACGAGGGAGGAGGGGAGAGUUUGGUGGUGGUCAAAAACUGUGGUGGUAGGAGGGUAAUGACGACCACAAGAAGUGGCGGCCGUGGGUGGCAGAGGUUGCUCCGACAGCCUCUUGCUGUUGUGUCCAGGUUUCUGCUUGACGAGAAUGACGAGAGGCGUAUAUGGGAAGGUGACAGGGGGUCGGAGUAG
This is a messenger RNA of Lactuca virosa, 555 nucleotides long. NCBI's taxonomy places the organism in Eukaryota, Viridiplantae, Streptophyta, Magnoliopsida, Asterales, Asteraceae. The record is from the annotation of a GenBank genome assembly.